Torulaspora globosa is the source of this 2880-nucleotide messenger RNA. RefSeq names its product trifunctional formate-tetrahydrofolate ligase/methenyltetrahydrofolate cyclohydrolase/methylenetetrahydrofolate dehydrogenase MIS1 (gene MIS1). The transcript has a single exon. Gene Ontology annotation, biological process: tetrahydrofolate interconversion. The coding region runs from base 1 to 2880 and encodes 959 amino acids. Lineage: Eukaryota; Fungi; Ascomycota; Saccharomycetes; Saccharomycetales; Saccharomycetaceae. Gene Ontology annotation, cellular component: cytosol; mitochondrion. The record is from RefSeq and is a predicted model, not a curated record. Gene Ontology annotation, molecular function: ATP binding; methylenetetrahydrofolate dehydrogenase (NADP+) activity; formate-tetrahydrofolate ligase activity.
AUGUUAUGUAGGCUGAAAUUGAUUCGGCGGUCACUACGCAUUCCCAGAGCAGCCGCCUUUUACCACAGUCUCUCGGGAACCAAGAUUGCAAGCGUGAUUAGAGAUGAGGCAAAGCGUGAAGUCGAAUUAAUCCAAGCAAAGAUACCAGACUUCAAGCCAACUUUAAAGAUCCUGCAAAUCGGUGCCAGACCUGAUUCUUCGACGUACGUGCGUAUGAAGUUGAAGGCAUCAGUAGACAGUGGAGUAGCAUGUGAUGUUGAGAAACUACCAGCAGACAUUGCUGAGGUCGAGCUUAUGAGCAAAAUCGAACAGAUAAAUGGCGACGAUUCUAUUCAUGGUCUUUUGAUUCAAUUGCCUCUACCGAAGCACCUCAACGAGGCCAGAAUAACCAACGCAGUCUCAUACAAAAAGGACGUUGAUGGGUUCCAUCGCUACAAUGCGGGAGAAUUAGCAAAGAAGAAUGGGGAACCGUAUUUCAUUCCAUGUACUCCAAACGGCUGUAUGAGACUGCUUAAGGAGGCAAACAUUGAUUUGAAUGGUAAACAUGCCGUUGUGCUCGGCAGAUCAGACAUCGUCGGAACUCCUGUCGCCAAUCUGCUGAAGAACUCAAAUGCUACCGUCACUAUGUGUCACAGUCGUACCAAAAAUAUCCCAGAGAUAUUGGCUUCGGCCGAUAUAGUUGUGGCGGCAUGCGGUAUGCCAAAAUAUGUCAAAGGCGAAUGGCUGAAGGAGGGAUGUGUAGUUAUUGAUGUCGGAAUCAACUAUAUUCCAGAUGCCACGAGGAAAUCUGGUCAAAGGCUAGUCGGUGAUGUUGAUUACGAGUCCGCUAAGAAGAGGGCAUCUUUUAUUACACCUGUUCCAGGCGGAGUGGGCCCAAUGACUGUCGCAAUGUUGGUGCAAAACGUCUUGCUGGCAGCCAAGAGGCAGUUGAAAGAUGCCAACAAGAUGCCCGAGAUUGCUCCGAUUCCCCUGCAUCUGAAAACGCCAGUGCCGUCCGAUAUCGAAAUCUCAAGAAGCCAACAACCUAAGCCAAUUCAGGAAGUGGCAGAAGAACUGGGAAUUCAUAAUCAUGAGCUCGAACUGUUCGGCCAUUAUAAAGCAAAGAUUGAUUUAGCUGUGUUGGAUAGAUUGAAGGAUCGCCAAAAUGGUAAAUAUGUUCUUGUUGGUGGUAUAACUCCAACACCAUUAGGUGAAGGUAAGUCUACGACAACCUUAGGAUUGGUUCAAGCGUUGACAGCUCACCUGAAAAAACCAUCGAUUGCCAAUGUUCGCCAACCAUCUAUGGGUCCUACAUUUGGUGUCAAAGGUGGGGCGGCAGGCGGUGGUUACUCUCAAGUGAUUCCAAUGGACGAGUUCAACAUGCACUUGACCGGUGACAUCCACGCUAUUGGUGCUGCCAACAACUUGCUAGCGGCUGCAAUUGAUACGAGGAUCUUCCAUGAGAAUACGCAAAAAAAAGAUUCAACAUUCUACAAUAGGUUAGUUCCUGAGAAGGGUGGGAAACGUAUUUUUACACCAAGUAUGCUAAGACGACUGAAAAAAUUAGGCAUUGAGAAGACAGACCCUGACGAAUUGACCGCGGAAGAAAUUAAAGCCUUCGCAAGAUUAGAUAUCAAUCCAGAAACUAUUACUGUCAAGAGGGUGGUAGACGUCAACGACAGACUACUAAGACAAAUCACGAUCGGAGAAGCUCCAACGGAAAAAGGGCAAGUGAGAAAAACCGGAUUUGAUAUCACGGUAGCAUCAGAACUGAUGGCUAUUCUUGCAUUAUCUAGUGAUUUGCAAAACAUGAGAGAACGCAUCGGGCGUAUGGUCAUUGGUGCAAACUAUGAUAACAAGCCCAUCACCGUGGAAGACAUUGGAUGCGCAGGAGCUUUGACAGCUCUUUUGAAAGACGCUAUCAAGCCAAAUUUGAUGCAAUCUUUGGAAGGAACUCCUGUUAUGGUGCACGCCGGCCCAUUCGCUAACAUUUCCAUUGGAGCUUCAUCUGUCAUCGCUGAUAAGAUAGCACUAAAGCUGGUUGGUUUACCAAAGGAUGGCCAAGCAGAGGGCCAGGAGCCUGGCUUCGUGGUGACUGAGGCAGGCUUCGAUUUUACCAUGGGAGGUGAAAGAUUUUUGAACAUUAAAUGUCGUUCUUCAGGUUUGAAGCCUGAUGCGGUGGUUCUAGUCGCCACAGUGAGGGCUUUGAAGCUACAUGGAGGCGCUCCUGAUGUCAAACCGGGCCAACCAUUACCUUCGGAAUACACGGAAGAAAACGUUGAACUAGUUAACAGAGGAGUCGCUAAUUUAUGCAAACAGAUUGAAAAUGCUAGACAAUUUGGAAUUCCGGUCGUUGUUGCUAUUAACAAAUUUGAAACCGAUACAGAUGCUGAAAUAGAAGUCAUUAGGGACGCUGCGAGGAAGGCUGGUGCCUUCGAUGCAGUCGCAACCAAUCACUGGGAGAGGGGUGGUGAAGGGGCUGUUGAUCUUGCACGCGCAGUUGUGAAUGUCACUAAAGUGCCUUCGAAUUUCCAAUAUCUGUAUAAUGUUGAAGAGUCUGUUGAGGAGAAAUUGGCUUCAAUUGUGCAGAAAAUGUACGGUGGUGCUAAGAUUGAGAUUCUGCCGGAGGCUCAGGCAAAGAUUGAGGCAUACAAGAAACAAGGUUUCGGUCAAUUACCAAUCUGUAUCGCCAAGACGCAGUACUCGCUAUCUCACGACGCAUCGCUAAAGGGCGUUCCCACUGGUUUCACCUUCCCAAUUAGGGAUAUCAGGGCGUCCAUUGGAGCCGGCUACCUUUAUGCAUUAGCGGCCGAGAUCCAAACGAUACCUGGUCUUUCCACCUAUGCGGGCUACAUGAACGUCGAAAUUGAUAACGACGGUAAAAUCGAGGGUCUAUUCUAG